GAUGUAUCAGCUAAACGAGGAGUUUGAUUUAUAUGAAAUUUCUGAUAAAAUAUCGUCCCAGAUUUAUUUCAGUACACCGAAAAAUGCAAAAACAACAUAACGUAAUCCGUGUGCGCUCCAUUAUCGCGACAUCGAAAUUUUGAAAUGUCAUUGCUCGCGUUUAAUCGCAAACUCAUCAGCCAGAGCAGCAGCAGUUCGGAACAAUCUUGUAUUUUUGUACGAUCGUUUUGGAAGUGAACUUUAACGCAAUUUGCUAGUGUUUUCUCCUGAAAAAGCCGGAAAUCAACCCCGUAGGACAAUGCCUUCGUUUACAGUGAAAGUUAAAUGGGGCAAGGAGAACUUCCCUAGUGUGGACGUGAACACCGAUGAAGAACCUAUGCUGUUCAAGGCCCAGCUGUACGCUCUGACGGGUGUCCAACCGGAGCGCCAAAAAGUGCUCUGCAAGGGAAUCAGCUUGAAGGACGACGAGUGGAACGUACCGAUUAAGAAUGGAACCACUCUACUCUUACUGGGCACGAAGGAGGAAGUUCCGCAGGAACCCGUCGAAAAACCCAAAUUCAUCGAAGACAUGAACGAAAGUGAAUUGGCCACUGCUCUUGAACUCCCCGCCGGUUUGACUAAUCUGGGCAACACCUGCUACAUGAACGCGACUCUACAGUGUUUGAAAUCGGUCCGGGAAUUGCGCGAUUCGUUGAAGCAAUUCAAGGACGAUUCUUCGGCAUCGUCCGGAUUGGCUGGGCUGGCCUCCCCCGGAGCAAUCACACAGUCCAUGCGUAAUCUGUUCGACGAUAUGGAGAAAAGCGACACUGUCACGCCGGUGCUGUUCCUUCAGCGGUUGCACAUUGCCUUUCCCAAUUUUGCACAAACCGGUGAAAACGGAACGUACCGUCAGCAGGACGCCAACGAAUGCUGGUCCGAGCUGUUGAAGAUGUUACAACAGAAGUUACCCGCUACUAAAGGAGACAAAGAUCAGCUGGUGAAGCAUAACUCCUUCAUUGACCAAUGGUUCGGAGGUUCUUUCGAUGUGGAAAUGAAGUGCACCGAAGCGGAAGAUGAACCAGUUAGUAAAUCGAAGGAAAAUUUCCUUCAACUAAGUUGUUUCAUCUCCACUGAAGUCAAGUACAUGCAUUCGGGUAUUAGAUUGAGGUUGAAAGAACAGCUAACGAAACAGUCGCCUUCUCUGGGCCGGGACGCGGUUUACACCAAAACGUCCCUCAUCAGUCGGCUGCCGGCCUAUCUGACCGUGCAGUUCGUGCGGUUCCAGUACAAGGGCAAGGAAGGCAUCAACGCCAAGGUGCUGAAGGACAUCAAAUUUCCGAUCGACUUCGACGCGUUCGAGCUGUGCACCCCGGAGCUGCAGGCGAAACUGUCGCCGAUGCGCGCCAAGUUCAAGGAAGUCGAGGACGCCGAACUGGAGCGCAAUCUCAAGGGCAAGAACAAGACCAAGGCCCAGCUGGAGAGCGAAAAGCCGAAAACCAUUCCCCAGCCCUACUGCUUCGACGAUGACUUGGGUAGCAACAACAGCGGUUAUUACACCUUGCAAGCGGUGCUGACCCACCAGGGAAGGUCCAGUUCUUCCGGGCAUUACGUGGGAUGGGUUCGUCAGAAGGGUGACCAGUGGAUCAAGUUCGACGACGACUACGUGUCCCCGGUGGAUACGGAAGCGAUCCUGAAGCUGUCUGGCGGCGGUGAUUGGCACUGUGCCUACGUCUUGGUGUACGGUCCCAAAAUUCUGGAGAUCCCGGUUGAUGAGGAAAAGACUGCAACCGAUGCUGCCGGUGGAGAUGCUUCCGCCACGACGGAAACAAGUUCGGGCGAGAAAAUGGCUGUUGAUUAGAUAAGUUUGUUUCCGCAAGUACUAUAUUUGUUAUACAAGAAAAGCAUGAUUUCCCAUCAUUGGCUACGCUGAACUUUUUCUUUUUCUUCUUUUGAGCAUAUUCUAUAGUUUUCAGUGCAGUGCAUCAUAACACAAGAUUAACCGAACAAUACAUUACCACAUGUCCUGUUUUGAAAUAAAAAAGGACCAUCAAUAAUA
Molecule: messenger RNA, 2035 nt
Organism: Aedes aegypti (yellow fever mosquito)
Lineage: Eukaryota; Metazoa; Arthropoda; Insecta; Diptera; Culicidae
Gene: Usp14
Product: ubiquitin carboxyl-terminal hydrolase 14
Exons: 8
Coding region: 299-1837 (512 amino acids)
Biological process (GO): regulation of proteasomal protein catabolic process; proteasome-mediated ubiquitin-dependent protein catabolic process; protein deubiquitination
Molecular function (GO): protein binding; cysteine-type deubiquitinase activity; proteasome binding
Source: RefSeq, a predicted model, not a curated record